AUGCCCGGGCUUGAUCCCCAAGUAGCUAUGCAUCGAUUAAACAUCAAACCAGAUAUCAAGCCUGUUAAACAACAGCAAAGGAGAUUUCGGCCCCAAGUCAUAGAAGCAAUUGAAGCUGAAGUCAAAAAGCUCAUUGAGUCAGGAUUUAUUCGCGAAGAGCAACAUCCUGAUUGGGUGGCCAACAUCGUCCCUGUUCUAAAAAAGAAUGGGAAGAUUCGAACUGUAGAAUAUUAUGUUGAUGACUUGGUUGUUAAAAGUCAUGACAAGGGAAACCAUUUGCACGACUUAAAAAUAAUGUUUGAUCUUAUGCGGGCACACCAGCCAAAGAUGAAUCCAACUAAGUCAUUCUUAGGAAUGGCUAGUGGUAAAUUUCUCGGAUUCGUGAUCACAGCUAACAGAAUUCGUCUAGACCCAGACAAAGUCAAAGCCAUCCAAGAGCUACCACCUCCUAGGAAUCUUAAGGAGCUUCGAGGCUUACAAGGGCGACUGGCGUAUAUUCACAGAUUUAUUUCUAACCUGUUAGGGAAAUACCAACCAUUCUCAAAACUAAUGAAGAAAGGAGUAUCCUUCAUGUGGGAUGAGGCUUGCCAGAAAGCAUUCGAGGAGAUUAAACGAUAUCUCUCCAAUCCAUCGAUAUUGGUUACACCAAAGUCAGGUAAGCCUUUCCUGAUAUACAUCAGGGCUACAAAUCAUGCAUUGGCAGGACUCUUAGCACAAGAUGAUGAAAAUGGCCAUGAGCAAGCUGUUUACUAUCUUAGUAGAACUUUAUCAGGUGCUGAACCUUGUUAUCCUCUUAUUGAGAAAGAAUAUAUCAAGGAAAGAGAAUCUAUUCGUAGACGAGCACCUAGAUUUUAUUAUGAUUCUCAAUCCCAGACUUUGUAUCGAAAGUCAUACGAUGGGAUUUUGCUUCGCUGUUUGUCAAAUAGAGAAGCAAAAAAGCUCUUAAAGAACCUCAUGAUGGCAUCUGUGGAGCUCAUCAGCCUAGUCAUAAAUUGUAGGACCGACUAUGAAGAUUGGGUUAUUACUGGCCUAAUAUGGUUCAAGAUGUUGUCGCCUGUGCCAAAUGAUGCCAUGCCUGCCAAAUACAUGCUAAUUAUGUGCAUCGACCACCCGAACAUCUUCAUCCGUCAACUACUUCGUGGCCUUUUGAAACAAGCAAUCACGUUAAGAGAAGUCAAGACAAGUGAUGUUGUUAAAUUCUUAGAACAUCACAUCGUAUACAGAUAUGGCGUCCCGAGGAUCAAGAAUUUGGCUUCGACAGCUUAUAAUCCUGCUGCUAAUGGGCAAGCAGAAGCAUUCAAUAAGACCAUCGUCAGAAUUCUUACUAAGGUGGUUUCGACGAAUAAAAGAGAUUGGAACGAGAAGUUGGGUCAAAGCUUAUGGGCUUAUUGCACAACGGUUCGCACGCCGACAGGAGCAACACCAUAUUCCUUGGUAUAUGGAUAUAAAGCCGUAUUACCAUUGGAAAUCCAAAUUCCGUCUCUGCGAAUAGCGCUUGUAAUUGGUAUGACGACGGAAGAAAGUCAUCAUCGACGUCUUGAAGAAUUAGAAGCGCUUGAUGAAAAGCGACUAUUGGCUCAGCAACACAUUGAGCUUUAUCAAGCUCAGAUUUUCAGAGCAUUCAAUAAAAAUGUUAGAUACCGCACAUUCAAAGAAGGCGACUUGGUUCUUGCUGUUCGAUGCCCAAUGAUUUUGAACUCUAAGAAGAAAGGGAAGUUUGAGCCAAAAUGGGAAGGACCAUUUGUAGUAGAAACUGUCUACUUAAAUGGAGUUUAUCACCUUAUUACUCAAAAUAGUGACAAACUCAUGAUGCCUAUCAAUGGUAAAUUUCUAAAGAAAUAUUACACAUAG
Messenger RNA from Asparagus officinalis (garden asparagus), 1851 nucleotides. RefSeq lists its product as uncharacterized. The record is from RefSeq and is a predicted model, not a curated record. The coding region runs from base 1 to 1851 and encodes 616 amino acids. NCBI's taxonomy places the organism in Eukaryota, Viridiplantae, Streptophyta, Magnoliopsida, Asparagales, Asparagaceae. The transcript has 5 exons. Gene Ontology annotation, molecular function: nucleic acid binding.